AGUAUUUUCUCUCAUUUAGGGAAAAGAAUUUCAGAGGAAGAGGAGGAUCGAAGCGGGAAGAUGACGGAGUCGGUGAUAAGGAAGAAGCCUGGGAUGGCGAGUGUUAAAGAUAUGCCGGCGCUGCAAGACGGGCCGCCACCGGGGGGGUUUGCGCCGGUUAGGUUUGCGAGGAGGAUCCCGAGCAGUGGACCUAGCGCGAUGGCAAUUUUUCUGGCUGCCUUCGGCGCCUUUUCUUGGGGAAUGUAUCAGGUCGGGAAAGGAAACAAGAUCCGAAGGGCAUUGAAGGAAGAAAAAUACACCGCUCGCAGGGCUAUAUUACCAAUGCUUCAGGCGGAAGAAGAUGAAAGGUUCGUCAAAGAAUGGAAGAAGUAUCUCGAGGAAGAGGCCAGAAUCAUGAAAGAUGUUCCCGGUUGGAAAGUGGGCGAGAGCGUCUACCAUUCUGGAAGAUGGGUGCCUCCCUCGACUGGGGAGCUCCGCCCUGAUAUAUGGUAACAAUUUGUGGUUUUAACCUUGGUUUUGGCGCAUGGGAUGCAGGCAUUCUUUUCCUUUUCCUUUUCCGCAAUAUUCUCACUUUUCUUGCUCAUCGAAAUAAAAAAGUUAGAAGGACAAUGCAGAAAAAUCAGUUAAGUUUUCGGAUAAAUCAUCCCUUGCGUGUGGUGUCUUCAUCGGAUUAGUAUCUUUCCGAUGAUUCGAUGUUGGAUGCUAUGUUCUGUAUUAUUGAACUGAUAUACUACCUCUUCUUUGGUGAGUUAAUACAUGAAUUCUGAAGCUUCGAUUACUA
Messenger RNA from Andrographis paniculata, 781 nucleotides. RefSeq names its product NADH dehydrogenase [ubiquinone] 1 alpha subcomplex subunit 13-B. The coding region runs from base 61 to 492 and encodes 143 amino acids. The transcript is spliced from 3 exons. The record is from RefSeq and is a predicted model, not a curated record. Lineage: Eukaryota; Viridiplantae; Streptophyta; Magnoliopsida; Lamiales; Acanthaceae.